Molecule: messenger RNA, 858 nt
Organism: Candidozyma auris
Lineage: Eukaryota; Fungi; Ascomycota; Pichiomycetes; Serinales; Metschnikowiaceae
Exons: 1
Coding region: 1-858 (285 amino acids)
Source: RefSeq, a predicted model, not a curated record
AUGGACAGUACUUUCCGCCAGAAACAAGAAGACUUUUGCAAAACGUACGACAAUGCCUCAGUGGUAAAUUUCAUCUUUUCGCUUCUCAUCACAGGGGGGAUCUUUGUCUCCUACUUGCCACAGUACUUUCGUAUCUAUAAGAAGCAGACGUCCGAGGGACUUUCGGUGAGCUUUUUGCUUUUGGGUUCAUGCCUGUCGAUAUUCACUUUUACAAACAUUAUUAUGAUCUCGUCGAGAGCAAGGUACUGCUGCCGUAUUGGCGCCUUGACAUUGUUCAAUUGCAUCAACUCGCAGCUCAAUCUUAUUCAAAUUGGACUCCAAUGUACUUGCGCCAUUAUGAUAUUGGUGCUUGUGAUUGUGUUUACUAGAGGUUCUUUGAAACAGGACAGAGAAGAGUAUAAAAGAAUCAUCCACGUGGGUAGACUCGUGUUGAUUCAUGGUGUUGCUCUGGUAAUCCAAAUCAUCAUUGCCUUCACUACAAACAGGUCGGUGCUACUCUCACUAGCACAAAUCAACGGUCUUAUGUCUACGCUUUUAACGGUCAUCAAAUAUGUGCCCCAAAUUGUCACCACUUACAAACUCAAGCACCCUGGCACUUUGUCCAUUGGCAUGAUGUGUAUCCAGACCCCGGGAGGGUUUAUCUUUACAGCCACUCUCUUUUUCACUAAAGGCUCUCACUGGAGCUCCUGGGUGUCAUAUCUCGUUGCCGCUUUGUUACAGGGCACAUUACUCCUUCUCUGCAUCUACUACGAGUACAUCAAUAAGAUCUCUAGUGAAGAAGAAGAGAGAGCAGUGGAGAGAAUAAUUGAGGAGAAUAGAGGGCAUGAGCAGCCUGAAGAGAAUACUCCUUUGGUUUGA